This is a messenger RNA of Trypanosoma theileri, 849 nucleotides long. RefSeq lists its product as uncharacterized. The transcript has a single exon. The record is from RefSeq and is a predicted model, not a curated record. Bases 1 to 849 code for a protein of 282 amino acids. NCBI's taxonomy places the organism in Eukaryota, Euglenozoa, Kinetoplastea, Trypanosomatida, Trypanosomatidae.
AUGGAAGCUAACGCGUUUACGAAUGAACCUAAUGGGACAGUUGGUGAUGGUGAUUUUAAGUGCACUCCUGAUAGUUCUGGUACUUGUACUGUUACAGGUGAUGUCUUUACAACUCUCUUUAAGGAAGAAGUUCUUCCAACUACCUCAGACUCUACUGAAAGUUCUAACUCUGGUACCACAAGGAGUUCCACUGCGAAAGGAGAUCAUGGUCCGCCCCAAGAACCAGUUGAGACGGCACAGGAAGGGGUUCGUGCAGGACAACCAACACUCUCUACAAAUCCAGGAACAUCUUUACAAGAAAACCAAAAUGAUCCAAACGGUUUGCAUGAAAGAGAAAGAGGACAACUUACCGUUCUUCCGUCCACCGCCCAAGAACAAAGUAGAGGUGUUAAAGACAGUUCAUCGGUUACUUCUGCCCCUCAACCGGGCCACAGUAGACCUGAUAGUGAAGGUGAACCCAAUGGAGAAGAACAAAUCCAACCUGCAGAGUCUACUCCAACUACAGAAGGUAACCCAGGAUCAUCAAAUAACACAGGGGAUCAAACUACAACGGGCGAUUCUAAUACUACCGAGCAAGCAUCUCCUGCAGAGAGCGGUACGACUGGCAUCGAAGGUUCACAGGGGAAUGGCAAUGCUGAUGCAACAGCCACCAGAACUAAUACUACCACAGAAGCACCAACCACCACUCCAUCUCCUGUUCCCGUAACUGACCCAAAGAUCAGCAGCACCAUCACUUCCAAUGUGCAGAAGAAUAAGGCUAAUGUUGACAGCAGUAUCAGUCCUGUGUGGAUGCGCACUGCAGCACCUCUGCUGAUUAUGGCUGUGUUGUUCUCCGUUACCCUGUACUGA